Molecule: messenger RNA, 2191 nt
Organism: Lynx canadensis (Canada lynx)
Lineage: Eukaryota; Metazoa; Chordata; Mammalia; Carnivora; Felidae
Gene: CCN2
Product: cellular communication network factor 2
Exons: 5
Coding region: 16-1065 (349 amino acids)
Biological process (GO): cell adhesion; signal transduction
Cellular component (GO): extracellular region; extracellular matrix
Molecular function (GO): heparin binding; integrin binding
Source: RefSeq, a predicted model, not a curated record
CCGCAGCGCCAGACCAUGUCCGCCGCCGGCCUGGGCCCGGUCCGCUGCGCCUUCGUGCUCCUGUUCGCCCUCUGCGGCCGGCCCGCCGCCGGCCAGGACUGCGGCGGCCCGUGCCAGUGUGCGGCCGCGCCGGCGCCGCGCUGCCCCGCCGGCGUCAGCCUCGUGCUGGACGGCUGCGGCUGCUGCCGCGUGUGCGCCAAGCAGCUGGGCGAGCUGUGCACGGAGCGCGACCCCUGCGACCCACACAAGGGCCUCUUCUGCGACUUCGGUUCCCCGGCCAACCGCAAGAUCGGCGUGUGCACCGCCAAAGAUGGUGCCCCCUGCGUCUUCGGAGGGACCGUGUACCGGAGCGGCGAGUCCUUCCAGAGCAGCUGCAAAUACCAGUGCACUUGCCUGGACGGGGCGGUGGGCUGCGUGCCCCUGUGCAGCAUGGACGUCCGCCUGCCCAGCCCUGACUGCCCCUUCCCGCGGAGGGUCAAGCUGCCGGGGAAAUGCUGCGAGGAGUGGGUGUGCGACGAGCCCAAGGACCACACCGUGGUUGGCCCUGCCCUCGCCGCUUACCGACUGGAAGACACAUUUGGCCCAGACCCAACUAUGAUCCGGGCCAACUGCCUGGUCCAGACCACAGAGUGGAGCGCCUGUUCCAAGACCUGUGGGAUGGGCAUCUCCACCCGGGUUACCAAUGACAACGCCUUCUGCAGGCUGGAGAAGCAGAGCCGCCUGUGCAUGGUCAGGCCUUGCGAAGCCGACUUGGAGGAGAACAUUAAGAAGGGCAAAAAGUGCAUCCGUACCCCCAAAAUCUCCAAGCCCGUCAAGUUUGAGCUUUCUGGCUGUACCAGCGUGAAGACUUACCGGGCUAAGUUCUGUGGAGUGUGCACAGAUGGCCGGUGCUGCACCCCACACAGAACCACGACUCUGCCUGUGGAGUUCAAGUGCCCCGACGGGGAGCUCAUGAAGAAGAGUAUGAUGUUCAUCAAGACCUGUGCCUGCCAUUACAACUGUCCUGGAGACAACGACAUCUUUGAGUCCCUGUACUACAGGAAGAUGUAUGGAGACAUGGCCUAAAGCCAGAGAGUGUGAGAGACAUUAACUCAUUAGGCUAUAACUUGAACUGAUUCACAUCUCAUUUUUGUGUAAACAUGAUUUCAGUAGUACAAGUUAUUUAAAUCUGUUUUUCUAACUGGGGGAGAGAAACAGUCCCACCGAAUUCAAAAUAUUGUGCCAUGUGACAUUCAAACAAAAGAGUCUUAUCAACCCAGACACUGGUUUGAAGAAAGUUAAGACUUGACCAGGGUGGGGGGACUACAUUAGCACAGAGCACCAGAAUGUAGACUAAGGUGUGGCUUGAGGAGCAGUGGGAGGUGGGGGGGGCACCUGUAGAAAUGAUUGUCACCUUAAAGUGGUAGGGGCCUGCUCUUUGGAGUGUGAUUGAGAAGGAAAAUUUUAGCAUGCUCACUGACCUGCCUACUGUAGCUCCAGCAACGGCUAGGAUGUGUGUCCUCCAGCCUUCAUGAGGCUGGGUCAAGUUCUUCUUUAAGUCAGAACAGCAGAUUCAGCUCUGACAUUCUGAUUUGAAUGACACUGUUCAGGAAUCAGAAUCCUGUCUAUUAGACUGGACAGCUUGUGGCAAGCUAAUUUGCCUGUAACAAGCCAGAUUUUUUUUUUUUUAUUGACACUGUAAAUAUUGUGUGUGUGUGUGUAUAUAUAUAUAUAUAUAUAAAUAUAUAUAUAUAUUUGUACAGUUAUCUAAGUUAAUUUAAAGUUGUUUGUGCCUUUUUGUUUAUGUUUUUAUGCUUUGAUAUUUCAAAUGUUAGCCUCAAUUCUGAACACCAUAGGUAGGAUGGAAAGCUUAUCUGAUAAUUCAAAGCAUGAAAUGGAUAUUCAAAUGGAAAUUCUGGUCAGAGUGAUACUCCAUCAAAACAGAUUGUUUACUGAAUAUGAGGCAGUGAUGUCCUUAGAAGUCUAAUUUGUCAGUUGAAAAUGUGGUAGCCUUGUUUUAAUGAACAAGUGGCCUUUAUUAAAAAAAAAAUGAGUGGCUCUGUAUAGAUGAUCAGUUUUUCCACCUGGAAGCAUUUGUUUCUACUUUGACUAUGACUGUUUUUUGGACAGUUUAUUUGUUGAGAAUGUGACCAAAAGUUACAUGUUUGCACCUUUCUAGUUGAAAAUAAAGUAUAUAUUUUUUCUAUAAAAA